AUGGAGUCAGCAUGGGCGGCAGGUUUCCUACCUGAAAGUGAAAGGCACAAGACUGUAUUCACCCUGGGACAAAGCAAGCUCAUCUCUUCCCCCAGGAACUGGAGCUUGCUAGGCAUUUUGCGGCUCUGUUCUCCUUUGGGAGGGCAAGUUGUCCAGACAAAACCCUGUCAUCUUGUAAAACAGAGACCAGACAGAGACGACAGCUGCACUCCAGGGUCACCACUGUUGAGGAUCAUCCUGGUGGGCAAAACAGGCAGUGGGAAAAGUGCCACAGGGAACAGCAUCCUCUGCCAGCCAGUGUUUGAGUCCAGGCUGGAUGCCCAGUUGGUGACCAGGAGAUGCCAGCGCGAGAUGGGCACGUGGAACGGGAGGAGCCUCCUUGUCGUCGACACGCCCCUCUUUGAGUCCAAGGCCCAGACCCAUGAGGUGUACGAGGAGAUCGGACACUGCUACCUGCUGUCUGCCCCAGGGCCCCACGUGCUGCUCCUGGUGACCCAGCUGGGACGCUUCACAGACCAGGACAGCAUGGCAGUGAGGAGGCUGAAGGAGGUGUUUGGGGCAGACGCCAUGAGGCACGUGGUCAUGCUCUUCACCCACAGGGAGGACUUGGAGGGCCGGUCCCUGGAUCAGUAUGUCGCCAACACGGACAACCUCGGCCUGAAGGGCGCGGUCCUGGAGUGCGGGAGGCGAUUCUGUGCCUUUGACAACAGGGCCUCUGGGGAGGAGCAGCAGAGGCAGCUGGCGGAGCUCAUGGCCGUGAUCGCGGGGCUGGAGCGGGCGCUGGAGGGCUCCUUCUACAACAACGACCUCUUCUUUCAGGCGCAGGUGCUGCAGCAAGGUGGACAAGGGCCCAUGGAAGGAGACUACAGGCGCUUCCUGGCCAAGGUGAAGCUGCAGGUGGAAAGGCAGAAGCAGGAGCUGAGAGAGCGUGAGAGCAGCUGUCCGCUCCAGGCCCUGCUCAGAGUCAGGAACUGGGUGAUUCUGAAUCAUGAGAUCUGUAUUGUGUGUGUUUGGUGCAGCCUGUUUGUUGUUCUUAUUAUCCUCAUCAUCUUCCAUCUUGCUUAA
Lepus europaeus (European hare) is the source of this 1065-nucleotide messenger RNA. RefSeq names its product GTPase IMAP family member 5-like. NCBI's taxonomy places the organism in Eukaryota, Metazoa, Chordata, Mammalia, Lagomorpha, Leporidae. The record is from RefSeq and is a predicted model, not a curated record. Gene Ontology annotation, molecular function: GTP binding.